AGAGUGCGCGGCAGGCGGCGGCGGCGGCCGGGGAGGCCGGGGAGGCCGGGGAGGCCGCUGCGCGGUCACUGCUAGCCGUGCCGAGCCGAGCCGAGCCGCGCCGAUCGCCAUCCGGCCCCGGCUCUCGCGCGCGAUCCCGGCCGGCGGCGCGGCCCGGCGGGCCCGGCGGCGCCGCAGCCCAUGGAGCUCGAGAACAUCGUAGCGAACACGGUGCUACUCAAGGCCCGGGAAGGUGGCGGUGGGAAUCGCAAAGGCAAAAGCAAGAAAUGGCGGCAGAUGCUCCAGUUCCCCCACAUCAGCCAGUGUGAAGAGCUGCGGCUCAGCCUCGAGCGUGACUACCACAGCCUGUGCGAGCGGCAGCCCAUCGGGCGCCUGCUGUUUCGAGAGUUCUGUGCCACGAGGCCGGAGCUGAGCCGCUGCAUCGCCUUCCUGGAUGGGGUGGCCGAGUAUGAAGUGACCCCGGAUGAGAAGCGGAAGGCAUGUGGGCGGCGGCUAAUGCAGAAUUUUCUGAGCCACACGGGUCCUGACCUCAUCCCUGAGGUCCCCCAGCAGCUGGUGACGAACUGCACCCAGCGACUGGAGCAGGGGCCCUGCAAAGACCUCUUCCAGGAACUCACCCGGCUGACCCACGAGUACCUGAGCGUGGCCCCAUUUGCUGACUACCUCGACAGCAUCUACUUCAACCGUUUCCUGCAGUGGAAGUGGCUGGAAAGGCAGCCAGUGACCAAAAACACCUUCAGGCAGUACCGAGUCCUGGGCAAAGGUGGCUUUGGGGAGGUGUGUGCCUGCCAGGUGAGGGCCACAGGCAAGAUGUAUGCCUGCAAGAAGCUAGAGAAAAAGCGGAUCAAGAAGCGGAAAGGGGAGGCCAUGGCGCUGAAUGAGAAGCAGAUCCUGGAGAAAGUGAACAGUAGGUUUGUAGUGAGCUUGGCCUAUGCCUAUGAGACCAAGGACGCGCUGUGCCUGGUGCUGACGCUGAUGAAUGGGGGCGACCUCAAGUUCCACAUCUACCACAUGGGCCAUGCUGGCUUUUCUGAAGCACGGGCUGUCUUCUACACCGCCGAGAUCUGCUGCGGCCUGGAGGACCUGCACCGGGAGCGCAUCGUGUACAGGGACCUGAAGCCAGAGAACAUCUUGCUGGAUGACCACGGCCACAUCCGCAUCUCCGACCUGGGACUGGCUGUGCAUGUACCCGAGGGCCAGACCAUCAAAGGCCGUGUGGGCACCGUGGGCUACAUGGCUCCAGAGGUGGUGAAGAACGAACGGUACACAUUCAGCCCUGACUGGUGGGCGCUAGGCUGCCUCCUGUAUGAGAUGAUCGCAGGCCAGUCACCCUUCCAGCAGAGGAAGAAGAAGAUCAAGCGGGAGGAGGUGGAGCGGCUGGUGAAGGAGGUGCCCGAGGAGUAUUCGGAGCGCUUUUCCCCACAGGCCCGUUCACUGUGCUCCCAGCUCCUCUGCAAGGACCCCGCCGAACGUCUGGGGUGUCGUGGGGGCAGUGCCCGUGAGGUGAAGGAGCACCCCCUCUUUAAGAAGCUGAACUUCAAGCGGCUGGGAGCCGGCAUGCUGGAGCCGCCCUUCAAGCCUGAUCCCCAGGCCAUUUACUGCAAGGAUGUUCUGGACAUUGAGCAGUUCUCCACCGUCAAGGGCGUGGAGCUGGAGCCCACUGACCAGGACUUCUACCAGAAGUUUGCCACAGGCAGCGUGCCCAUCCCUUGGCAGAACGAGCAGAUGGUGGAGACGGAGUGCUUCCAGGAACUGAAUGUCUUUGGGCUGGAUGGCUCAGUUCCCCCGGACCUGGACUGGAAGGGCCAGCCACCUGCACCCCCUAAAAAGGGACUGCUGCAGAGACUCUUCAGUCGCCAAGAUUGCUGUGGAAACUGCAGCGACAGUGAGGAAGAGCUCCCCACCCGCCUCUAGCCCUGAGCCUGAGGCCCCCACCGGCAGUUGGCGGUAGCAGCUACUCCAAGCGCUGUUCACAGUUUUGCACAGUGGUCUUCCCCAUUGUCCACUCAAGUUGUGGCCUGGGGAACACAGACGGAACUGUCCCCAGUGUCCCCCACCCCUCAGCCCCUGGCCUGGCUGAGUGUGGCAAGGCCUGGGCUGUCCCUGGGACAAAGGUGCGUCCCUUCGGCUCUUCUCCGUGGAGCUCGGGGCUUUCUGUAUUUAUGUAUUUGUACGAAUGUAUAUAGCGACCAGAGCGUUCUUAAUCCCCACCGCAGACCUGGCGCCCCUGCCUUGGCUCCUGGGGGCAGCCAGCCCUGGCUGGGAGAGUGGGAGCUGGCAGAGGAGCCACUGCCAAACUCAAGGCUCCUCCGGCCCAGUUUGGACGGCUGAGGGUGGUCACAGCCCUGAGUCCUCAGCAUUGUGCUGGGCCGCACCCCUGCACCUCCCCAGCCUCUGAGUAAGACUCAUGCCUGCCCCUGCUGCCCUGGGCUCAGGCUGCUACCCUGUAGGGCCCAAAGCUGUCCCUUCUCAGUGCUUGUAAGAGCUGGAUCUGGGGCAUCUGUAUCCCCUAGGCCUGUGCCAAAGUGGCCAGAGAUUGGGCUGGCUGUGAGACCCAUCAGUCUACUGCCCCAGCCGGCCCAGAUAGGUCUGCCUCUGCCUUCCGGCUCCCAGGGCCUGGUCCCUGAUGCCAGGCCCUGUCCUGAAGACACCUCUUUCAGAAACACCCAAGCCCAGCCCCUAGGAGGGGGUGGGGCAUCCCUGGACAACCCUCAAACAUUCCGGACACCCCUCAUAACAAUAGACACAUGUGCCCAGCAAUAAUCUGCCCCUUCCUGUGUGCGCCUGUGGGGUGUGCGUGCGUGUGUGUGUGUACCUGUGUGGGUGAAGGGGAUAAGUUGAGGCUGUGCCUGUGCCCCAGGCCCCAGCCCUGGCCCUUCCCAGACUGUGAUGGCCAUCCUGGUCCCAGUGUUAGGGUAGCAUGGGAUUAUAGGGCCCUGUGUUUUCCAUAUUUAAAGCCAAUUUUUAUUACUCAUUUUGUCCAAUGUAAGCUGCCACGUGUCUCUGUGUGAAUACAGUCUGAGCACAAACCUG
This is a messenger RNA of Sapajus apella (tufted capuchin), 3033 nucleotides long. RefSeq names its product G protein-coupled receptor kinase 6 (gene GRK6). Bases 181 to 1914 code for a protein of 577 amino acids. Gene Ontology annotation, cellular component: cytoplasm; plasma membrane. Gene Ontology annotation, molecular function: G protein-coupled receptor kinase activity; ATP binding. The record is from RefSeq and is a predicted model, not a curated record. Lineage: Eukaryota; Metazoa; Chordata; Mammalia; Primates; Cebidae. The transcript has 16 exons. Gene Ontology annotation, biological process: signal transduction; protein phosphorylation; regulation of signal transduction.